AUGCAUUCCCCCGUAUUUGCUCUGGCCUUGGCUGGUCUCGCCUCUGCCGCGAGUAUCCCUCGAGGACUCGUACAGAGGCAGAAUGCCACUGGCACACUCCAAUAUAUGGGGACCAACAUAGCCGGCUUCGAUUUCGGCUGCACGACGGACGGCACUUGUGACACCACCAAGGCAUACCCGCCACUGACGGCGCUCGGCGGCCCAGACGGCGCAGGCCAGAUGAGCCACUUCGUGAACGACGACAAGUUCAACAUCUUCCGCCUCCCCGUCGGCUGGCAGUGGCUCGUCAACAACCAGCUCGGGGGCCAGCUGGACGCCACCAAGGCAGGCCAGUACGACCAGCUCGUCCAGGCCUGCCUGCAGACGGGGGCGUCAUGCAUUGUCGACAUCCACAACUACGCCCGGUGGAACGGCCAGGUGAUUGGGUCCUCGGGCGGCCCCACGGACGACCAGUUCGUCUCGCUGUGGACGCAGCUCGCGACCAAGUACGGCAGCAACACCGAGGUCAUCUUCGGCGUCAUGAACGAGCCGCACGACCUCCCCUCGAUCACGACGUGGGCCGCCACCGUGCAGAAGGUCGUCACCGCCAUCCGCGCCGUCGCGCCCGACAGCAUGAUCCUCAUCCCCGGUAGUUCCUACAGCUCCGCCCAGACGCUGCCGACCGAGGCCGGCCCUGCCCUGCUGAACGUGUCGAACCCGGACGGCAGCACCACCAACAUCAUCUUCGACGUGCACAAAUACCUGGACGCAGACAACAGCGGCACCCACACCGAGUGCACCACCAACAACAUCGACAGCGCCUUCCAGCCGCUCGCAACCUGGCUGCGGGCCAACGGGCGUCAGGCGCUCAAUACCGAGACCGGCGGCGGCAACACGCAGAGCUGCGAGACAGACCUGUGCGCCCAGAUCGACUUUGUGAAGCAGAACAGUGAUGUGUACCUGGGUGUCGUGGGCUGGGCGGCCGGAUCGUUUGACUCGACCUAUGAGCUGGUCGAGACGCCUACCGAGCAGGGCAACACCUGGACUGACACUGCACUGGUUAAGGCAUGUCUGGUGAACUAGACUCAUUCGUGAAGACAGGUCAGGUGGUAAGAAAUUAGGGGGCGUUUUGGGUGUGGAUCAUCUAUUCAGUUCUUUGUGGAUUAGCUGCUCGGCUUGGUUGGUAUAUAUCAAACCCAAUAGGUGUAUCAUUGGAUAGCCGUAUCGACGUAGAAACCCUCAUGUCAUCAUGGCGCCGAACCUUUGCUUGUCUGUUUCAAACAGGGGUCACACACUCUCUAUCCAGUCUACAACAAUGCCAUACCAAAAGCGAAGCUCACAAGGGCGGGUAUCAUCGUGGCAAUAUGUGACAGCUC
Molecule: messenger RNA, 1355 nt
Organism: Cryphonectria parasitica EP155
Lineage: Eukaryota; Fungi; Ascomycota; Sordariomycetes; Diaporthales; Cryphonectriaceae
Product: family 5 glycoside hydrolase
Exons: 2
Coding region: 1-1062 (353 amino acids)
Biological process (GO): glucan catabolic process
Molecular function (GO): hydrolase activity, hydrolyzing O-glycosyl compounds
Source: RefSeq, a predicted model, not a curated record